UCUAACAGAAAUUUUAAUACCUAUAUCUUCCUCCCUCUGCCCUCAUUCAACAAUUCAAUCUUUAGCAGCUUUUUAAAGAAGGUUCUCAUGGAAGGGGCAGGAAGAAGUAAGGGGAAGCCCAAAGGAGGACUGCCCAAGCACUCCAAAACAAGAUCUGUGAAGGCGGGGCUUCAAUUUCCAGUUGGUAGAAUAGCAAGAUUCCUCAAGAGGGGGCGUUAUGCAAAACGAAUUGGAGCUGGGGCUCCUGUUUACCUGGCUGCUGUUAUGGAGUACCUUGCUGCAGAGGUGUUGGAGCUGGCAGGAAAUGCAGCGAGAGAUAACAGGAAGAGCAGGAUAAUACCUCGACAUAUACAACUGGCAGUGAGGAAUGAUGAGGAGCUGAGCAAACUUCUUGGGGGCGUUACAAUCUCUGGAGGUGGCGUCCUCCCCAACAUCCACCAAGUUUUGCUUCCUAAGAAGUCUAACAAGUCUAAAGGAAGCGACCCACAGUCUCAGGAGUUUUAAUUCUUCUCUUACUUUUGCUCACCAUUCAUCCAGAGGUUACUAUGGUGUACAAAGCUGUAACUUGGCUGAUGUAGUUUUUCCAAAUGGAAUUUGGAGUUCCGUUUGCUUCAAGGUUUUACUCUUAUAUUCCACAGACAUGUCUGCUAUAAUCAAAGAGCUGGUUUGGUCAAGAAGUUUGAAAGUUUCAGUUUUGUUCAACUAUCUAUCAUCUUCCAUUAAACUCUUCAAAAUUUUCCCAUUCAUUCAGCCAUCUGGGUUAUUGAAGCUAUGUAAUAACUUUGAGAAAACUUGUUAUUAGGCACCUGAU
Molecule: messenger RNA, 811 nt
Organism: Cryptomeria japonica (Japanese cedar)
Lineage: Eukaryota; Viridiplantae; Streptophyta; Pinopsida; Cupressales; Cupressaceae
Exons: 3
Coding region: 88-504 (138 amino acids)
Cellular component (GO): nucleosome
Molecular function (GO): DNA binding; structural constituent of chromatin; protein heterodimerization activity
Source: RefSeq, a predicted model, not a curated record